Lodderomyces oxycetoniae is the source of this 474-nucleotide messenger RNA. It is a transcript of the gene ZCF3, whose product is annotated as Zcf3p. The transcript has 2 exons. Lineage: Eukaryota; Fungi; Ascomycota; Pichiomycetes; Serinales; Debaryomycetaceae. The coding region runs from base 1 to 474 and encodes 157 amino acids. The record is from RefSeq and is a predicted model, not a curated record.
AUGAAGUGUGACGAGAAUAGAUUGAAUGGCAAAUGUCAAGCAUGUACACGGAAUUUCUUGCAAUGUUGUUGGCCAGAGGUCAAACGAGACAGUUUAGUUGAAAAGAAUCAAGUAGUGAAAAGCUCUUUAGUAAGAAAGAAAUGCGAUAUCAAUUCCUUGUUGGUAACGACGACAACAACAACAACAGCAGCAACAAAAACUCCGAUAGGAGUGAUUAAUCCGUACCCUAGUCCUUUACAAUCUCCAAUAAAAAGUACCACAGCAUUAGGAAUUAACGAUGAUGUCGGCUUUAUGCAGCUACCUCCGUUAUAUAAUCCCAGUUAUAGAUUACAGACAAAAGAUAGUAAUGUCAGAGGGGCAAAGAGAGAACAAGGAUGGUCACUUGGAACUAAUAAUAAAAACCGUACGACAGCAACGAAAUUUGUCAUUACCAGCUUCAAUGCCGAGAACAACUUAUGUGACGUGAGUAGCUGA